Rhinichthys klamathensis goyatoka is the source of this 2699-nucleotide messenger RNA. RefSeq names its product ecotropic viral integration site 5a (gene evi5a). The transcript is spliced from 16 exons. The coding region runs from base 382 to 2151 and encodes 589 amino acids. NCBI's taxonomy places the organism in Eukaryota, Metazoa, Chordata, Actinopteri, Cypriniformes, Leuciscidae. The record is from RefSeq and is a predicted model, not a curated record.
GUUGCUUCUCUCUAACAGGUUGAAGUCCCACAGGUGAAUGUUAUGGGCCCCAUAUUUGUCUGUGAGAGGGAUAAGUUGUAAGAGGAAGUUGUUCUCUAAGUCAGGUCACUUUAAAAACAAGCUCCUGAGUCACAGGCAGAACUGUUAUUUUGAGGAACUUUGAUCAGCCUGUGAGGCUCUGCUAUAAAGCAGCAUGUGAUUCUUUUGCUGUGUGUAUUUCCCCCCUCUGCGGUAUGGAAGAAACAGGUGUGACGGACAGUGUCACUGGAUUAAGUUUGACAGAAACCAGAGGAAAGAUUUUGUGGAGACAUUUGCACCCCCAAAUUACAGGAAUCUCACACACUGGUUUCAAGAGGUCCUGCUUCACCCCGAGUGUUACAGAUGGACUCUUUGAGCGCACCAUCUCCGUGUCCCUCACCGGGGGCUCAGCUCAGUGCAGAUGAGAUGAAGUUACUUGCUAAACUUGAGGAACAGAACAGGCUGCUAGAGACAGACAGUAAGUCUCUUUACUCUGUAAGCGGGGUCCUGCAAAGUCCCACCUCACCUAAAACCAUCUCUUAUGACGAUGACAUAUGGGGUCAUGUCAUUCAAGAAUGGGACGACUGGAGCAAGAGAAAAGUGGGACAGAUCAAGGUGCUGAUCAGGAGGGGUGUCCCGGCUCACCUGCGGCCCGUGGUGUGGCGGCUGCUGUGUGACGCUCAGAACGUGGCCGUUUCACAGCACUACUCAGAUCUGCUGAAGAGCUCCUGUCCCGCUGAGACGCUGAUACACAGAGACCUGUCCCGCAUCCUCCCACAACACCAGCUCUUUCAGGAGCUCCGGGACGCCACCUGCCAGGAGCCACUGCUUAACGUGCUGAAGGCUUACUCAGUCUUAGACCGAGAGAUUGGCUACUGCCAGGGAAGUGUGUUUAUUGUAGGCCUGCUGCUCACACAGAUGGCUGAGGAGGAGGCCUUCUGUGUUUUUGUGAGGCUGAUGAAGGACUUCAGAAUGAGGGAGCUCUAUAGAUCCAGUAUGGUUGAGCUUGGCUGCUGCAUCUACCAGUUUGACUCUAUGUUUCAGGAGCAGCUUCCUGAGCUUCAUUCCCACUUCCAGACUCAGGGUUUUCACACCUCCAUGUUCUCCUCAUCCUGGUUUCUCAACAUCCUCCUCUCAUCUCUGCCUAUCACAGCGGCCAUGAGGACUUUUGAUAUCUUCAUGUGUGAGGGUUUGGAGAUCGUCUUCCGGGUUGGUUUGGCUGUGCUUCACAUGAAGCAGGCAGAACUCAUCAAGCUCGAUACAGAGGGAAUGAUGAACUGCUUGCAGAAUCUAGAAUCAUGGGAAUCAGAUCCUGAUGGGAUGAUUGAAGCAGCAUAUCAAAUUAAAUACAAUUCCGGCAGAAUGAAACAACUGAGAAAAGAGUACACAUCUAUCAAGACUAAAGAGCUGGAGGAUCAGGAGGAACUAAAUGGACUUUCCUCAGAGAACAAACAUUUAAAGCAGAGACUUGACAUUCUGGAGAAGAGGUGCUCUGAGCAACUGGUGUCGCAGAUGAAGAAAGAGCUGGAGAAAUCUCUGCUAAAUGCAGCCAGGUCACAAAACACUUUAAAAGAGAUGCAGACGAACACCUUGCAGAUAGAAGAGAGCAGCAGCACUGUGCCUGAUGAGAACAGUGUGAUGUAUCUGCAGACGGAGCUGAUCAGCUGUAGACUGCGGGAAGCAGAGGCACUUACAGGGCUCAAAGAGCUGAAACAGCACAUUAAAGACCUGGUAAAGAAAUGGCAGUGGCAGCAGGUGCAUUGUGGAGGUCAGCAGAAGGUCAGCAGUGCACAGAAUGACCUGCAGGUGGAGCUGUUGAGCACAAGACUGAAGGAAGCGCUCACCCAGGCCACUCUUAAAGAGAGCCGCCACAAACUGCUGCAGCUGCAGACAGAGGACAAAAUUCACAGCGACCAGCUAAAGCGUACAGAAGCGCAUAUAAACAGUCAGCGAGAUCAUCUACAGGAGUUGACAUCACAGAACCAAGAUCUGCGCGGCCAAUUACAACAGAGCAGACAACAGUUUUCAGCUCUUCAAUGCAAGAUUCAGAUCCUCUCCAAGAGUACUACGUCAUUUUCUCAAACCACGCUGAAGCCUUCCACGUCUGCCUCUCUGGAGCACAAUGACACCUAAAAAUGGACAGCAGCCUUAACGUCCCGUCAACCUGUCUCCAGAAGCAGUGAAGAUGUUCUAUUAAGAGCUCGACCCACUGCUGCAGUGUCCACUCUUCACAGCUCCAGCUGCGAAUCAUGCUGCAACACAUCAAGUGUCCUGAGCAAAGACUCACUGUGACAGUUUUGCCAUUAACACUUAAAAGUGACAACAAGAUUAGGCAUUCUUACAAAAAAAAAAAAAGGUUGUUCAAUUUCUUAGAUCUUGCAUUCAAGUAAACAUCACAUAGCUCUAGAACUGUGACACUGCAAGAGGUUUUUAGUCAUUUACAUGGUCAGCAAUAAACAUCUUACUACUGGAUACCAGUACUGAAAACCAUUCGGAUUGAACAACAGUGAUUUCAGUCAAAUGAAUAUGUAUUUGAGUGUUUAGGCCCUGGGUUUCAUCUCUUCUGUUUCAAACAUAGGCUAUAGGGUUUAUGAAAACUGUCACUGUAAGUAAAUGAAUUAGUACACAAUAAAUUGCACAAAUGUAUUAUGCACUGAAAUAAAUCAUAUUUGACACUGUGA